AUGUUAUCACAUUAAUUGUUGUCUUAAUGGAGGAAGGGUCCAACAAAUAGUGUGCCCUUAGAGCCUGGACAUGGCAGAGGGAUCUUCUGUAUGGACAUAAUGAAGGAUCAUUUGGUUACUGGAUCAGCUGAUCAUGGUUUGAGAUGUUACAAUUUGUCAUCCAUGAAAUACGAGAAAGAAUUGUAUGCAAAGAGAUAUGGUCACUCAGAAUGGGUUAGUUCAGUUUAGCAUUUGUAAAAUGGGUAAAUAGUAUCAGCUGGGAUGGACAGCAAGAUCUGUUUAUGGGAUGCAAAGGGAGUAAGAUGUAAUGAUUUGGUUGGACAUCAAGGAUCGAUUACUAAAUUGAUGGUGGAUGAAUAGUCAGUGUGUAUUUCAAGUUCAUAUGAUUAAACAUUGGUGAUUUGGCAAUUGAGUUCAAUGUAAGAGAGUAGGAAAUUGUUUGGACCACAUAAAAGUGCAGUGUUGGAUUUUGAUUGGAAAAACUCAUUGUGUGUGAGUGGCGAUAAAUAGGGUACUGUUGUGUUUUGGGACAUAAAUGAAGGAGAGCCAGUGAUGUCCAAACAUGCUCAUCAAGGGGCUGUUUCUAAAUGUCUAUUGUAUUCUGAUGGAGGAAAUAAUAAUCUUGUUAUUACGGCUGGUAUUAAUGAUGGGACAUUGGUUAUUCAUGAUAUGAGGACUAAUAAAUUGGUAAAUUAGAGUUAGAUUCAUAAGGGAUCAAUCAAUGGUCUGGCAGUGAAUCUAUAGAAUUUUAUAAUCACAGGUAGUGCUGAUGCAACCUGUAAAAUAACUGACAUCGUGGCUGGUUUCAAGCCAGUAUCUAUGAUGAAGGCCAAAGAUGCAGUAUUUUCUAUAGAGACUAUAUACAAUAUGACAAUUGCAGGAUGUGGAGAUGGCAAUAUCUUGUUUUAUGAUAAUGAUUCAGGUCAAUGUCUAUAUGGAUUUGGAGCAAUGAAUAAGGGUUGUGUGAGAUAAAUGAAAAUAAAUGACAAUAAAACUAAGUUAGUUGCCAUUGGUGAUGAUUUUUCUCCGAUGGUUUUACAAUAUUCAUGAUUAUAUUCAAUUUAAUUUAAGCAAAUCUACUG
This is a messenger RNA of Paramecium tetraurelia, 1082 nucleotides long. RefSeq lists its product as uncharacterized. Lineage: Eukaryota; Ciliophora; Oligohymenophorea; Peniculida; Parameciidae. The transcript has 3 exons. The record is from RefSeq and is a predicted model, not a curated record. Gene Ontology annotation, molecular function: protein binding.